GACCAUCCCUGCCUUUGUGCUCUGAGCUUCCACCUACCACCCGUUACCUAUAGACCCCCCGAUCUCUGUUUCUGACCCUCGACCGGGAUCAAGGAGGCUCUUCUGAUCUACAGCAGCACCACCAUCAUCAUGGCCCCCAAGAAGGUAGAAGCCAAGAAGCCGGAGCCCAAGAAGCCGGAGCCUAAAAAGGAGGCGGCCCCGGCUCCUGCCGCCACCAAACCGGCGCCCGUGGUGGAGCCGGAGCCUCCCAAAGAGCCCGAGUUCGACCCGAAGAGCAUCACGCUGGAAUACAGCGCCGACCAGAUCGAGGAAUUCAAAGAGGCGUUCCAGCUUUUCGACCGUACGCCCAAAGGCGAGAUGAAGAUCACCUUCGCUCAAUGCGGCGACGUCAUGAGAGCCCUCGGACAGAACCCUACCAACGCAGACGUCCUGAAGGUUCUGGGGAAACCUCGACCUGAAGAGAUGAGCUCCAAGCUGGUGGACUUCGAGACCUUCUUACCCAUGCUCCAACACAUCUCCCGAUCCAAAGAUCAGGGCAACUUCGAGGACUUUGUUGAAGGUCUUCGGGUCUUCGACAAGGAAGGCAAUGGAACCAUCAUGGGGGCGGAGUUGAGGCAUGUUCUGGCGACUCUCGGAGAAAGGAUGACCGAGGAUGAGGUGGACCGACUCAUGGCAGGACAAGAGGACGCCAACGGAUGCAUCAACUACUCAUCAUUCGUAAAGCACAUCCUGUCUGGUUGAGUCUGGUUGAGAAAGUGGUGGAAUUGGUGUCAGUUUGAGCCAUUGAGUCUCAAAGAAGUUCUAAACAAGCUCUGAAUCCUAUCUAAAAGAAAGAGAAAUGGAUUUUUUUAUGUAUUAGGGAUCUGAAAGACUUGGGUUCAGAAUAUGUCCAACUAAAACUCACCUCAAAUCUCAUUGGUCAUCUCCUCAUCACUAAUUCCACCAAAUUCCAUCACCCCAACUUCUGUCCAUCUGAUCUAAUCAAUUGUGGAUGUGAUUCAACGACUGAGACUUUAAAACGUCUUAGGUGACUUUUUUUUGGAACGGACAGACGUACAAUGAACUGUUUUAAUGUGAUUUUUUGACGUAUGGUCAUGUGGUCAUUGGGUUUUGUGGUGUUGUGUCCAUACUUUCAACAUAACUCAUAAUCUGCAUGGAAUUCUGACAGUUUUCAUCAGAUAUCCGUCAAUUUCCAUCAAGAAAAGCAAGAAAAGACUUGAGAAAAUGUGACAUUUUUUGGUCUGUCAACAAAAGCGACAAUAAAAUAAAUAAAUAAAUAAAUAAACAAACAGUCAAACAAACAAUGAA
Molecule: messenger RNA, 1308 nt
Organism: Astyanax mexicanus (Mexican tetra)
Lineage: Eukaryota; Metazoa; Chordata; Actinopteri; Characiformes; Acestrorhamphidae
Product: myosin light chain 4
Exons: 1
Coding region: 130-741 (203 amino acids)
Cellular component (GO): myosin II complex
Molecular function (GO): calcium ion binding
Source: RefSeq, a predicted model, not a curated record